UUCUUGACGGGCACGAGCGUGGUUGGCCACCGUGCUGCUUCAGGAUUGGUCGAUCCUGACGAGGAGCGCGUGCAGACGUCAAUGUUUAUGUAUCCCUCUGUCUGUCCGUGUAGGUAGCCGCUCCAAGGUCCCUGCAAUGUGAUUUCCUGACAUUUUGUUUUGCUUUUCUGCUCUUUGAAGCCGGUUGUCUUAAUCAUAUUAUGCACGCGCCUCAGACAUGGGGCACCACUAGCGGGUGAAAGACGGAAGAAAACGAGGAAAACGCCGGAAUGGCAGGAGCCUUUGGGUUCAAAGGCUGCCAGAAAAUUCGCGGUGCGCAAAUUAGAGGUCUGCUCGAGGCCAAGGACUUCUUCCUCUUCGACUGCGACGGGGUCAUAUGGCACGGAGAGAACGCGAUCACGGGCGCGGCGACGGUGGUGAAUUCUCUCAUCCGCCGCGGGAAAAACGUCGUGUUCGUCACCAACAACUGCACCAGGCCGCGGGAGAAUUACGUGCACAAGUUCUCCCGGCUGGGCUUCACCGACGUGAUGCUGGAGCAGAUCUUCAGCUCGUCGUACUGCUCGGCUCUCUACCUGCGGGACGUCGUCAAGGUCCACGGUCAGGUGUUCGUGGUGGGCUGCGAGGGUCUCCGCAGGGAGCUGCUGGAGGCGGGCGUCCCGUGCGUGGAGGAGGCGGACGACGACCCGGACGCCACCAUCUACAACUGCGCCCUGGCUCCGGACGUGAAGGCGGUGCUGGUGGGACACGAUGAUAAACUGACUUUUCUCAAACUGGCUAAAGCCUCGUGCUACCUGAGGGACCCCGAGUGUCUGUUCCUGGCCACCGACAACGACCCCUGGCACCCGCUGUCCGGGGGACGGAUCCUCCCAGGUUCGGGGUCCCUGACCGCAGCUCUCGAGGUGGCCUCGGCUCGCAAAGCCACCGUGAUCGGUAAGCCAAGCCGCUUCAUGUUCGAGUGCAUCUCCAGCCAGUUCAGAGGUGUGGAUCCCUCCCAGUGCCUGAUGGUCGGGGACCGCCUGGAGACUGAUAUGCUGUUCGGGUCAAACUGCGGCCUGGACACCAUGCUCACUCUCACAGGCGUGUCUCAGCUCGAAGAGGCCCACGAGUACAGAAACAGUGACCUGACCACCAACCACAGCUUUGUGCCUGACUAUGUGGUGGACACCAUCGCCGAUUUCCUCCCCGCUUUUGAGGAACUGGAAGAACUGAACGAUUGACGUGUCAUUUCGCUGCCACCACGGGGCACAGAUCGCUCCGGCUGCAUUUCAAGUGCGACAUUAAUAAAAGUCUGGCAUCUGCACAAAACGUUCCAACUGAUGAUUAAAAGCAAAUAAAUAAGACGCUCUUUAUGUUUGUGAGCAAGAACAUGUAGGACAGAAAAACUACCGUAUUUUUCAGACUAUAAGGCGCAUUAAGCGAAACAAAACAGAUAAGUCGAACUUUAUUCAGCUUGUUCACAAAAACCACAUAAAAUAGAUUCGAGGUCAGUAAGCACAACCAGAAUUA
Nematolebias whitei (Rio pearlfish) is the source of this 1506-nucleotide messenger RNA. RefSeq names its product pyridoxal (pyridoxine, vitamin B6) phosphatase. The record is from RefSeq and is a predicted model, not a curated record. Gene Ontology annotation, molecular function: phosphatase activity. Lineage: Eukaryota; Metazoa; Chordata; Actinopteri; Cyprinodontiformes; Rivulidae. The coding region runs from base 270 to 1217 and encodes 315 amino acids. The transcript is spliced from 2 exons. Gene Ontology annotation, cellular component: cytoplasm.